Messenger RNA from Saccharomyces mikatae IFO 1815, 963 nucleotides. Its product is annotated as sugar porter family MFS transporter. The transcript has a single exon. Lineage: Eukaryota; Fungi; Ascomycota; Saccharomycetes; Saccharomycetales; Saccharomycetaceae. The coding region runs from base 1 to 963 and encodes 320 amino acids. Gene Ontology annotation, cellular component: plasma membrane. Gene Ontology annotation, biological process: carbohydrate transport; transmembrane transport. The record is from RefSeq and is a predicted model, not a curated record. Gene Ontology annotation, molecular function: carbohydrate:proton symporter activity.
AUGUCUACUGUACAAUCUUCUGUCGGAAGUGAUACAGAUAUUCAGAACGCUUCUAAUGCUGAUGUUCAUAUCGCACCACGUGUGGAAAAAGAGUGGUCUGAUGAGUUUGAUGACAACGAAGUUUUAAAUGGGGAUACAAUAGAGCCUCCAAAGAGGGGCCUUCUAGGUUACCUCGUCAUCUAUUUACUCUGUUAUCCUAUAUCCUUUGGAGGUUUCCUACCUGGUUGGGAUAGUGGUAUUACAGCAGGUUUCAUCAACAUGGACAACUUCAAAAUGAACUUUGGAUCCUACAAGCACAGUACUGGAGAGUACUACUUAAGCAAUGUUCGUAUGGGUCUUUUGGUCGCCAUGUUUAGUGUCGGAUGUGCUAUAGGGGGUGUCUCUUUCGCCCGUUUUGCCGAUAAGUUAGGCAGAAGGCUAGCAAUUGUGAUUGUGGUAUUGGUAUAUAUGGUUGGUGCCAUUAUUCAAAUCAGUUCAAACCAUAAAUGGUACCAGUACUUUGUCGGUAAGAUCAUUUACGGUCUCGGUGCUGGUGGUUGUUCGGUGUUGUGUCCAAUGCUUUUGUCGGAAAUAGCACCCAAGGACCUGAGAGGUGGGCUUAUUUCAUUGUACCAACUGAACAUGACCUUUGGUAUUUUCUUAGGUUAUUGUAGUGUUUAUGGAACAAGGAAAUAUGACAACACUGCACAAUGGAGAGUGCCUCUUGGGCUUUGCUUUUUGUGGGCCCUGAUUAUCAUCAUUGGUAUGCUAUUGGUCCCAGAAUCACCCAGGUAUUUGGUCGAAUGUGAAAGACAUGAGGAUGCAUGUAUUUCGAUUGCCAAGAUUAACAAGGUUUCACCAGAGGAUCCAUGGGUACAGAGACAGGUUGAAGAAAUCAACGUCGGGGUGCUCGCCCAAAAGGAACUAGGAGAAGCAUCAUGGAAGGAACUUUCUCAAUUAAAACAAAGGUUCUUCAACGUUUGA